Messenger RNA from Neoarthrinium moseri, 1749 nucleotides. RefSeq lists its product as uncharacterized. The transcript is spliced from 3 exons. Bases 1 to 1749 code for a protein of 582 amino acids. NCBI's taxonomy places the organism in Eukaryota, Fungi, Ascomycota, Sordariomycetes, Amphisphaeriales, Apiosporaceae. The record is from RefSeq and is a predicted model, not a curated record. Gene Ontology annotation, molecular function: transporter activity. Gene Ontology annotation, biological process: transport.
AUGGCCGGCGGCACGGGCAGCAAGUUCACGGCCGCGGCGACUACCACCGCCGGCGUUGCGUCCAUAGCCGCAACGCUGCUCUCAAUCAUCAAGAACUAUCGGAAACCUCUCCUCCAACGAUAUGUCGUGCGCAUCCUACUGAUGGUCCCCAUCUACUCCAUUUCAUCAUGGGUUAGCAUGGUCUCUCUGACGGCCGCCUCCGUUCUCGACCCCAUCCGGGAUAUAUACGAAGCCUUCACCAUCUACACCUUUUUCCAGCUGUUGAUCAACUACAUGCACGGCGAGCGCUCCCUCAUCAUCAUGACACACGGCCGAGCCCCGGUCCACCACCUCUGGCCACUCAACCACGUUCUGCCCAAGGUCGACAUAUCCGACCCGUACUCCUUCUUGGCCAUCAAGCGGGGCAUCUUGCAGUACGCCUGGCUGAAGCCCAUACUCGCCAUCGCCGCCAUAGUCAUGAAAGCCACGGGUGUCUAUCAGGAAGGCUACAUAAGUGCGACUUCUGGAUACUUCUGGAGUGGUAUCAUUUACAACAUUAGCGUCACCGUCAGUUUAUACUCCCUCGGCCUCUUCUGGGUCUGUAUGCACCAGGAUCUAGUGCCCUUCCGUCCUGUGCCCAAGUUCUUGUGCAUCAAGCUCAUCAUCUUUGCCUCGUAUUGGCAAGGCUUUUUCUUGUCCAUCUUGGUCUGGCUGGGCGCCAUCCCCGACGAUGUCCAGGGCUAUACGUCGGACAACCUGGCUGCUGCCAUUCAAGAUGCUCUCAUCUGCUGCGAGAUGCCCAUCUUUGCCGUUGCCCACUGGUAUGCCUUCUCGUGGCAUGACUUUGCCGACAACAGCAUUUCAGCCGCAAGGAUGCCCGUCAAACAUGCCGCACGCGACGCAUUCGGGGUAGUUGAUCUUAUUGAAGAUUCCAAGGAAACGUUCAGGGGCGACAAGUACAGCUACCGAGUGUUUGACUCGACGGGGAAAGUUAUUGCCCAUGAGGAUUCCAGCUCCAGGUUCGCAAGACUGAAGCAGGGUAUGCGAUACAAGCGGGGAGGCGAGGCCAAAUACUGGAUUCCACGGCCUGAGGAAGUCAGGGGCGAGGUGAGCGCAAAUACGCCGCUCUUGAACUCGAAUGGUGGCCCAAGCGGUCAGACGCCCAAGUAUGCCGGCGGUGCCACUGAUGAGACAAACCUUGACCCUGAUGACGAGAGUCUCUACGAUAAAGCCCGAGAGCUGGAGUUCGGGGAUUGGAAUUACCCUGUUAUCACAGCCAACAUACCGUCACGGGAACGCUGGGUUGCCCAUGCUUCUGUUUACCAGGUCCCUUCUGGUGCAUGGAACGCCGUCGGUGGGGGUAUAUCGGUGCAUAGCAGCAGACCACAGGCUCAGUCGUCAGCCAGUACUGAUACAUUGAGCAACAAGUUGAAAAAGGGGAAGGGGAAGGAAAAGGAGAAAGAAAGGAAAAAGGGCUCGUUUGACGUACCUUCAGCAGGAAGCCCCACAGAAGCUCGAAAGCCCGUAGCAGAAGAAUCGGCGGCAUCGCAAGCACAGGGGCCUCUUGGGGCACCAGUUCUCGAGACUUCAGACCCGCAGAUUCUACAGGAGGAGGCGGAUGAGGAAGCGGUUGAAGACGCAGUCGAGGAAGAAGAUGAGACCUUCCAGAUAGGGGAGCCGACUCCAGACGAGACCGAGGACUCGAGGAGUCCCCUGUAUGGAUCCGGUCCCGAGGAUGAGUUCCAGAAUCCUUGGGGGAGUAGCCAUUGA